Messenger RNA from Syngnathus typhle (broad-nosed pipefish), 4740 nucleotides. RefSeq names its product leucine rich repeat and sterile alpha motif containing 1 (gene lrsam1). Gene Ontology annotation, molecular function: protein binding. The coding region runs from base 423 to 2621 and encodes 732 amino acids. Lineage: Eukaryota; Metazoa; Chordata; Actinopteri; Syngnathiformes; Syngnathidae. The transcript is spliced from 25 exons. The record is from RefSeq and is a predicted model, not a curated record.
GUAUGGUCUACCAAAUUUUAAACCGAGGAAGUGAGAGGUCUGUUGUGUGUUUUGACAGCAACAUAUUUUACGGUAGACUUUUAUCAAACGAUUUAAGAGGAAUUCAUGCCGAGAACGUAUUUAUCAGAUUUGGGGCUGCCGAUGACGAAUGCCGAAGAUAUUGUUAGGGACCGCCGAUCGGUUUUUGUUCUUGGCGUCUUUCAAAUGCUGGUUGAUGCAAAGUGUUAGCAAAGACAAAAAAAACUAUUUCACUCAGGAAACAACUACCGGCAAAAGUAGGGAUUUACGCUGAGUGAGUAGUAAGUGUCUUGAGUGGUUCCAACUGGUCCAUCAGCCUUUCAAGUGAGUGGCUAUUAUUGUCGUGCACUGACUGAAGUGAUCCCGCAUAAACUCAGCUGACAGCAGUACAGGCCGGAUACAAGAUGCCUCUGUUCUUCAGAAAGAAGAAACCCAGCGAUGACGCCCAGAAGAGAAUUGAAUAUCAGCUGUGUCGGUCAAAAGAAGCAGGUGCUGAUGACAUCCUGGACAUCUCAUGUUGCGAGCUGUCAGAGGUUCCUUCGAGCGCCUUUUCGAUUUGCAAAGUUCUUCAAAAGAAAGUCCUCCUCUUACACAGCAAUGAGCUCAAGUCACUGCUUCCCAAAGGAAAUGAUAUCAUCUCUCUUGUCACUCUCAAGGUUUUGGAUUUGCAUGAUAAUAAGAUAAAUUCGCUCCCAGAAGACAUCGGGAAGCUGACGUCUCUGCAGAUUUUGAAUGUGGAGAAGAAUCGAUUAAAGGUCCUCCCAGAAUCCAUUGGGGAUCUAAAGCACCUGCAGACGCUCAAUUUGAAAGGCAACUGCCUCAGUGAACUACCAACGACAAUCAGCUCUCUGUGCAGUUUACGCACUCUAGACGUGAGUGACAACCUCAUCAUCCAGAUUCCCAAAACCUUUGCUUACAUCCGCACCCUGGAGAAUCUCAUACUGGAUGCAGCUACAAUGACCUUUCCUCCUGCAUCUGUGUGUGGGGAAGGUACAGCGAGCAUCCAGCACUUCCUGUGUUCUGAGCUAGGCGAGGAGUACUGCCCUCCAUCCCAGUAUCUUCUCCCUGUUCUGGAAAGUGACGGUGGUAAACAAAACUCUGACUGUGUGGAUGCUUUGGAUGAGGCCUGGCAGAAUAAAUUCAGUGACUAUGAGAAGAGAAAGAUUCAAAAGCAAGAGGAAAAACUGGCGAUAGAGCGACACAGAGAGGAGAAACAAAAUGAACACACCCAGCUUCUACUCAUGAACACCACUCGUAAAGUAAAUAUUCUCAACUCAGUCCGACAGGAGCAGGAGCGUUUGGAGCAGGGGUUCUCCCAGCAGCAGCGAGCCCAGGAUUCUGAGAGAUUACUGUUGUUAGAAAAAGUGAAACACGCUGAAAAUGACAUCAGCAGUCGCAUCAGUAGCAUGCUGUUGGAUGACAACAGGCAGAAAAAGAGUGCUGAGUUUCUCCAAGCCAUGGAAGAAGAUCGGAUCCGUAUGGAACAUCUGACUGCCAUCACACAGGAAGAAGCCAACUCUCUGAGAAAGAGAGAGGUGGCCACGGCCAUGCAGAAAAUGCUGACAGACAGCUGUGCUGUGAGCCUCCUUCAAGAAGCCAGCGACUAUCGUCGAAAGAGCUUGAUGUCUGAGGCCUACAAAAGUAUGGAGAAUCUGGAGAAAAAGUUUGAUAAGAUGCUGUCCAUCCAAGUUCUGGAUAAAUCUAAAGCCAUUGCCCAGAUCCUACAGGAGGAGGAGAUGCAGAAAGCAGCGUUUCAAGCACUUCAGCUGCAGAAAGAUUCUGUCCAUGGUUAUAUCCGCAACCAGAUCAAGCUUAUUGAGGGUGAAUUAUUGCAGCUGACAAAACUUGAAGUUAAAAGACGCAAUCUGGAUGCUGACACUCUUCAGGAAGUGCUUGUGGACCAGCGGACAAGUCUUGGUGAUUUGUUGCAACAACUGCUGAAACAGAAGCACCAGAGAGAGCAAGAACUACUGCAAGUUCUGGCGGAAAUGGAGCUGAAGGCAGAGUCCACCCAGCAAAACUACUGGAUGAUUCAGUACCAGAGAUUGCUAGAUGCCAAGCCUUUAUCACUGCGAAUGCAGGAAGCUGGUGUGGAAAAAGAGUUAGUAAAUCUUCUGUGCAAACUGUCGGCACAGCAUUACUUGCCCAUCAUGGCUCACCAUCGUGUGACUACCGAGGCCCUUCGCCACAUGAACUCAUCUGACCUCAAGAAGCUCGGCAUUACUGAAGGUGGCAUCCAAAAAGCUCUUCUGAACUGGGCUCAAGAACGCAAGCCUGGAGGUGCAUGUAAGGCGGUGGAGCAGAGCGAAGAAGUUCCCGCUCCAGAGUCGUCGUCUUCCUUCUUUCCAUCAGUUCCCAACACCUCCAGCACCAUGAUCCCAAGCCCGCCACUCACUCCGGGUACCCCCGUCACACCAUCAGCCCCGAGCCCAGUGGAGGGACCAGGAGGCUCCGAAUGUGUGGUCUGCAUGGAGACAGGGGCUCAAGUCAUAUUUCUGCCAUGCGGCCAUGCUUGCUGUUGUCAGGUCUGUAGUGACGCCCUCCUAAACUGCCCACUGUGUCGAGGCACCAUAUCACAGCGCAUACGGCUUUAUCAUAGUUAGAAGCAAAUGUGGCUUAGUGACUUUUUUUCCCUUAAACAUGCAUGAUGACAAUGCUGCUGUGAGUUCAUGUGUAGACACGCUUUGAGUAGGUUUUCGAAAUGCUGAGCCACUUUGUUGUAUUAACCAAAAGGUUUAUGCUGCAUUACUGGGCGAAACUGUUUUUUAUUAUUAUUUAAUGCCCAAUUCCUUUAAUAGUUGUUUAAAUUGAUUUGUUUUUACUUCUGUACACAUUGUGCCUUUUUCUGAAAAUAGAUUAUUUGCUUCUUUAUGGUACCUUUUAUUUCCGUAAACCAAAAUAACGUACCCACCUAUGUAGAUACAACUAACACUGACCAACCAUAACAUUAUGAGCACUUGUGCAAUGUAAUAUCCAAUACAAGAAAUUUGUCUAAUAUUGUACUUUAACAGAGAUCAUUAUUGUUUACAUUGUCUGCUGUUGCGUAAAAAUGUACUGAGAGCUGUACUGUACCUAAUAUUCAUGACGCAUUACUGUUUGGGUUAACCAAAAUAUCAGACAGAGCUCUUGUUAGGUGUUGCAAGAACCACACGGGAGACAAGGAAGUCAUUUUAGACACCUGCAGGUGGAGAGUCCACUCGUCGCUGUGGUUACAGCGAUGGUCGAAGGAGAUCUCUGACUCCGGCCCCAUGCAAGAGCAUUUUUAUUGAGGUUUACAGCUCUCAUUUUGAUGAAAAACAUUUUUACACAACUGCAAACUAUAAUCAGAAUAAUAAACUCACUCAAUUGAAUAUGUCUUUGACAGUGUCCAUCCUAAGCAUUAUAUAUUGUAACUGUAGUUGCACAAUAUUUGGUAGAUCUUUUGUUUCGAAUAGCAUAUUGUGCUUGUAGUCAUUAUGUUGUGCUCCUAUGGGUAAUUUACUAUAUGCUGUAGAUUAUGACAUCCACUUGCCCCAGUUUUAUACCGUAUGCAAGACUAUAUGGCUUGCUAAAUAUUAAACAGGAUUAUUUUAACUAUUGUCCUUUUUUGGGGCGGACAAUUUUGAGAGGUUAAAUUGGCCAUGUAGCAGUUUUUGACCUUGAUGGUUUAACCGCCAGUUCCCCUGUAAGGAAGAAUUUAAGCCUUUCAGUCAUUAUGUUGUGUUGUCACUGUGAAUUUCCAGAAUACGGGAUAAUGGAUUACUCUCAUAAAUUGAUUGAAUAUACAAACUUUGGCAGGUAUUUUUUUUAUAUUUACUUUUAUACACACAAUAAAGUGUGCAAAACAGACGUUAGAUAUCACUUGAUUCAUAAAUUAUACGGUAAAAGUUAUUUUAAUAUUUAUUCGUCAUUUUUUUUCCUUUUGGACGAUUUUAUUGAGAUAGCAGUCCUGUACUUAUACUGAUACUACUUCUUUUUAUACUGACCAUGACUCUCAGAGGUUACAGCUGGUUAUUCCUUGCAUUUCUUUUAUUUUCAACAAAUUCAGAGCAGGGAAAAAGCACCUUAAAAAACUUACGCUUGCUGGUAUGUAGUGCUUUAGUGAUUAGUGUAUUCAUUCAUUCUUCAGUUCACAAACAUUCUGUUAACUGUAAAUUAACCAACUAAGAAUUAACACUGAUAUUGUGCACCCUGCAGUCCCCUGUAUUGGGAAGGACUUGUAGUAGUUCUGCCAGCAAGGCCCUCCAGUCUUAUUCAUGUUUUGGACAAUUGACACUUUUAUUUUCUAUAUUUUAUGUGUGAUGCACAUUGCUGGCGUCAGGCGGAAUCUUCGUAUCUCCAAAAUAAUCACUUUUCAGGAGACCCCAAAAUUCACAGGUUAGUUCAACUAUUAGCAUUGUAUAUUGAAAACACUUUAGAAUGGUCAAUAAUUUGUAAAGGUAACAUCUACGUGUCAGGAAUCAGAAUUGCCCAAAAAGUAUAGAAUUUUGAAAUUAUAUGAAAUUCACCAAAAUGUGACUUAAGAGAUUUUGGGCCAACGCCAGCGAUAUAUAUGGACUAACAAAUCCUGUUUGCAGCCAUCACUAACUGUUAUAAUCUCUCAAGUGCUCUUACAUACAUGUAACAUGUCAAAAUAUAAACCACUUUCUUUUACUUCACGUGUAAUCGAUGUAUAUAUAUCUAUGUUGCUGUUAUAAUAUUGGAAAUUAAUUGAUGAGCAUCAUCAAUAAAAUGUUAAUGGAU